Molecule: messenger RNA, 1605 nt
Organism: Saxophila tyrrhenica
Lineage: Eukaryota; Fungi; Ascomycota; Dothideomycetes; Mycosphaerellales; Extremaceae
Exons: 1
Coding region: 1-1605 (534 amino acids)
Source: RefSeq, a predicted model, not a curated record
AUGGCUACCCCAACUAUGAUGUUCGAGUUUCUUCAAGUCGGGAUUGAUGAUUGCAACAAAGCUGUCACGGAACAAGGGCAACGACGUACGGUACGCUCUCAGGCAAUGAAAGAUUAUAGGAGGCGGCAGAGGGAGAAGAAGUCCAGCGUCAUGUCAACGCCCGAACUUCGAGAACAGCUGUCUACAGAUCUUCUCUACGGAGAGUUUAAACCACUCGACAAAAGUCCCAGACGAACAACAUCAGCCGUGUCUCGGUCAAGAAGACAGUCAAAAUCCGAUGCACGAGCCGACCGACGCCAGCCAUGCAGCCGGUUCGAUGGCUUCACCCUACCACCAAUCAGCCAACUGAGCGUCGACCCCAGCAAUGUCUACCGUAUGGCACUGGUGACCGCAAUCGCAGACGACUGUUUCAUGACCAACGACAGCGAGCGCUUCUCCAACAUCUCGUCAGUCUUGGAGUCAUGGGUGGCCCCCCAUACAAUGGGAAUGCAGGCGGCAAACGAAGCUCUUGCGCUGAUGUGCCUGGGUGGCAGUGUGAAAGAUCACAGGAUCAUCCUGGAAAGCAGAAAGCGACAUCUAGCAGCGACCAUGUGCUUACGGCAAGAAAUUAGCGGGCGAGAUUUUGACUUCGACAGUGUCAUGGGCUCGGCACAGCUCAUACUGGCCUGGAGCGCGCACGGCGCCCACGAACAGGAGGGAAUCUCUUGGGAAGAACAUGUCUCUGGCUUGACGGCCAUCAUGGCUGCAAGCAUGGAGCGGACGCAGACAGCGCCAGUCCACGGGUUCUUAAUGCGACAGUACCGGCACUUCGCUCUGAUGCGGGCUUUCAUUCGUCGACAAAGGAUGCCAUUUGAUAAGCAGACCUUCUAUCUUGGUGAAGGUGAACCGGACGAAGGAGGCUAUGAGACUCUAGUUCGAGUCGUCCUCGGUCUGCCUCUGCUACUUGAGCGGUCCAUGUCGCUGCGAAAUGUUCCGUUAUCAAGCAGAGGCCGUAGACAAGCGUCGAAGUUGUACUCGCAGCUGCACUCCAUCGAACAAGGCUUGCGGGAAUGGCUGGACGACUUCUACAUUACUCAGGAUGGUGUCGACCCCGGCGAGUCACCAAAACAGCACGGUGUUCUGGCAGCAAGAGUCCACAUGGAGGAUAUACCGGAAUUGCACGACAACGACGGGGCGGGUGCCAGACCUGAGACGAUCAUGGGACAGCGCCACCACUUCUCAAACACUCUCAACGGACUCUUUCAUGCCUUCUACUGGACAUGCCAGCUGCUGAUCAAGCAAACGCAGCUCGAUCUCGCCAAAAGUGAUCCCAGACAUGACAUCGAGACCGAAGGCAAGUUGUUGACGCAACAUGCCAACGAUUAUGCUGCUCACAUGGUGAGAGCAAUCCCCUUCCUCUGGGAAGCAGCAAGCGGCCAAACGGGCAAGAUGUUUACCACGAGAGGUCUGUUCCACUUUGCGAGUGAGUGGUACGAGCGCAGCGGCAACGCACAGCUUCUGGAUUACUGUCAAGAAAUGGAACGCAACUGCAGGGAGGAGAACAAGUGCUUGCAAUGGGACGCCAUGCUACCCUACAGUUUCGGGCUACUAUACUGGCUGACAUAG